Molecule: messenger RNA, 2686 nt
Organism: Lineus longissimus
Lineage: Eukaryota; Metazoa; Nemertea; Pilidiophora; Heteronemertea; Lineidae
Product: interleukin-18 receptor 1-like
Exons: 11
Coding region: 316-1830 (504 amino acids)
Biological process (GO): signal transduction
Source: RefSeq, a predicted model, not a curated record
ACCACAGACCCUCAUGGUCUAUACCCGGACGUUCAUGGUUUAUGGACCCCAUGGAAAUGGACAUGUAUCGGUUUGCGAUUCAAUUUAUAGAUGGCACCGUGUUAUUCAUAUUCAUUAAUUGAACUACAAGUAUGUCUGAUAUUAGGACAAUUUCCCGGUAACUGGGUCAAGCUAUACCGGGAAAAUAUUCUGUGAAACUUACAAUACCAAAACCCCGCACUAAAUCGAAACACGGCAGUAUAAUCGACGCUAGUUUUGAUUUUAAGAUAUCGCCAUCUUACGCAGAUUUUUCCGUGGUUUUCCCUUGAUGCAAAAAUGGAAGACUUAGCAGCCUUACUUUUCAUCCUCUUCCUUGCCCCUGUUACUGCGGAACUGUCGGUAACCAGGGCUGCAACAUGGCCGCCAGACGUUGUCAAGGACAACGGAUUAAACAAACUGCCGUUACGAUGCCAGAUCCACUCAGACCCAGGCGAAUUCAACGUUACUUGGUACAGGAAUAGUAGAAGUACACCAAUCAACAUCAGCGACCACUUCACCGUGGAGACAGAUAUGGCCAGUUCGACCUUGGUGAUUUCCGACCCCAGGGUGAACGAUACGGCCACAUAUGGAUGCUUAGUACAGAACCAGAUAGGGGAAAGGGCUAAUGCUAGUAAUUACCUGAUCGUAUAUGAUCAUAGUUCUGCGGAUGCUCCCGCGAGGAUCACCGAAGUCAUGCUGCCCCAAGAUGGUGUCAGUCUCGGAGAUGAUGUCAACCUCACCUGUGUCAUCUUCUACGGCAGAGACGACUGGACGCUUCAAUCCUAUUGGUACCACGAUGGCCAGUCCGUUAACGACACCUCAAAACAUGCGUGGCAAUCUCGCUAUGUUGCUGGUGACACCCAUUUUGGAUUGAUCAUCGUAAACAUCACGGAUGAAGACCUCGGUAACUACACGUGUAACGCUACGAACCAGUACGGGUCUGACAUCAGGACUCUCGACUUGAAGCUGAAGAAAAAGCAACCAGCUCCAAGGUCAGUACUGCUCACAAUCCUAGCAUCGGCUGGCGGCACUGUUGUCUUUGUUGCCAUAAUAGUCACGGCUAGGGUUGCCCGCAUGAGAAAGAAGGAACCGGGGUUGGAUGACCUGCCAUGGUUUAAUACAGAGAAUUAUGAAGCCUCAAAUCACCCUCUUGAGUAUGACGUAUUCAUAUCGUACAGUUCCCAGGAUAUUGCCUGGGUCAAGGACAUUCUUAUGAAGAACCUUGAGAAGCAAGGGUGCAGAGUCUGCAUAGACUUCAAGUGUUUUAUGCCAGGAAUGCCAGUCGUGGAAAACAUCAUGGAAGCAAUCUACAAGAGCAAGCGAACCAUCGUUAUCAUGUCUAAGAACUUCCUCAAGUCCGUCUGGGGGGCGUUUGAACUGGAGCAAGUCCAACACAGGUUAAUCACCAUGAGAGACGAUAGUCUGUUACUAGUAAAGUACGACGGAUGCCAGAUCCCAAGAAAGCUGAUGGGAAAGACAUUCUUAGAUUGGAGCGACAAGAGUGUAAAACCACACUUCUGGGACCGGCUCUUCAAAACUCUCGGUCCCGAUAGGGUGCAGUACAAGGAGGAUUCCUCCUCCAUGCUGGGCAUGGACAUUAACAGACCCACCGACUUCGAGCAGGCCUUCCUUGAGACUGAACAACUCCGGACCCUCAGUGACGAGGAGCCCUUGUUGGAGAGGUUUAAUGGCCAUAUCCAGGGCCCAGAGGAAGAGGACUCCCUGUUGCACAAUAGUGGGUCAUCUGGAUUCGGUAGUUACGGGUCUGACAAUCAAACACUCGAUGGAGUCCUGGGAGGUGUUGUUGUCUGAAGAAAUUCACCCUCAUGGUGACAUGAUGGGCAUUAUGGGUUGAAGGACAUAAGAUUUAUAUGGCAAACAACCACCUUGACAAUUUAUAAUCUAUCUAUGGUACAGUAGCAUUUAAAUGGCUAAAACUCGGCCAAAAUCAAUAUGAGGAAGCAUUUUCUUUGCUUAUUUUGGCGACCAAAAAAUAUAAUUCUUGAAUCUGGGAGGACUGUAGAAUACUCGCCGGGUGAGAUAAUGCUUAGGAAUUUCACAGUGAAAAUGCUUACUGCGGAUUUCUAGUGGUAAACGCUUGUAAAUACUUUAUAAACAUGUAAAUAUUAUGUUGUACAGAAUUUUUGAUACAUUGACUUUUGUAGGAAAGAUGAUGAGUAGGAUGAAAUAGUUGGCCAGAGACCUCUAUUAGCCAGCGUGUACAUUAUGUGUACAUUUUAAUGAAUAUAUGUUGGUGAAAAAAGUACACCAAGGGUGCUUUAAUUCCCACCAAAUUUUAUAUGUGUUUUGAAGAGGCUUUUAUCGAAAUAAUAGUAAAAAUUCAAAACAUUCCAAUACCGAUUGCCUGAGAAAAAUUGAUUUGUGUACAGCAUUGCCACCAAAUCGUCACUCGCGGACUGAUAUGGGCCUAUUAGAAUACAAGUUCUAAACUGGCCAGUGAGACAAUAUUUCCUUAAAUUAAUUAUAAAAAAGUAUAUCCCCGUUAUGGCCUGGCUGUGUAGAUUAAGAAUCCACCAAAGAUUGAAGAAUAAAUCCACUUUCACCCAUCACAGUCAUGUAUUUACCACAGCUUUACAGUUCAGUACGGACUUCCGCCUGUGGAUGAAUACAUGUCUCUGCCCAGUUCUGGGUGUGUUUUUUUUUAAAA